UUUACUCUCAGCUGUUUGACUUUGAUUUCAAAAAAAUUAAGAAAAAUUUAAUCAAUCAGUUCACACACAAAUAGAAAAAACAAUUCAUCUUCAAUUAAACUAAGAAAAAUGUGCUAAUAUUUAUUUUAAAGAACAUAAAUUUAACCUUUAAACCAACAACAAAUUGUCGGUGUUAUUGAAAACCUUUUUGGGAGAAAGGUUUUUCCUUAAUACACCUCCCAGGAAAAAUUGCCACAACAUGACAACAUUUGACCUGACCUCCGUGACAAGUAGCCACAAUAGUUCUUCUACGGCACAACUAGCAGCCUCGUCAUCAUCAUCAUCAUCAACUUCUAUCAAUAACGUCAGCACUUAUCAUUUAUUAGAUUCGGAAAGAGAACAAUUAAUAAAAACAAAUACAUCUUCAUUAUCAUCAGCAUCAGCAGCAACGGUGGCAGCCGGUAACCCAACAACAACUACUAGUAAUACUGUUUCUUUAGGUACCAUUAUAGCGGCUGUGUGUGGCGGUAUGAAUUCAUGGUUUCGUCAUUAUCGCAUUUAUAAAACUAUUCUAUUGAUAUUAUUGCUGUUGGUGCUUCUGCCUUUGUUUGCUCAUAGAAGUUUAUUAAAUCCAGACAAUGAUGUGCCUCAAUUGGACUUGCACAGAGCCAGGCCUUUACUGGAUGCUUAUGAGGAUUUUAGCUCGAUGCGUGCCAGUGAUUUGAAAAUGAGAAUUGAAGAAUUGUUGAGAAUUAAGAGUACUGUUUCUAUAGAACUUCGUGAGCUGGAGGCGCGACGUCAAAAACUUCAAUCAGAUAUCGGUCAAUAUAAUCAAAAAAUCGAAGAACUAAAACAGGAACUAAUGCGUGAACAAACCGAACUUGAAAGAUUAAAAAUAAGCGUAGAACAAGCUCAAGUGGCACAGCGGGAAGCGGUUCAACGUAAUACACCCGAUUUGGCAUUACCACGUACUCUCUAUCCUAAUGUUUUGCCACGCAAAAUGCCACCAACAUCAGCACAAACUAUGAACUCAUGUGAAAUGCACAAUUGUUUCGAUCAUUCUAGAUGUAGUUUAACAUCCGGAUUUCCUGUUUAUCUUUACGAUCCUGAUGUGUAUAAUAUCUUAAAGCCUGGCUAUGAUAUUGAUGGUUUCCUAAGGACAACCAUUAAACAAACCUUGGGCUAUAAUGCUCAUAUUGUUAGAGAUCCUAAAUUGGCUUGUAUCUAUUUGGUUCUGAUUGGAGAGGCUUUAUUUGAAAAUGAUUUAGUGAAAAAUAAUCGUUAUGCUGCCUUGGAGGAAGAGGAAAAAUAUAAAUUAAACUCUAAUUUGUCCGAUAAAUAUGAUGCCAUUGAUAUGAAUAAACUCUAUAGGCUGCCUUACUGGGGUGGUGAUGGUCGUAAUCAUGUUUUAUUGAACUUGGCGCGUAGAAAUUUAAAUUCCAAGGCCACCAAUGCUUUACUCAAUCAAAAUACUAUGAGAGCUAUAGUGGUACAAUCCUCCUUUGAGGCCACACAAUUUCGUGUCAAUUAUGACUUGAUAGUGCCUCCCAUAUUGGGUCCUCCAGGCGGUGAUGUAUGGCAAGAAUGUGCUGCCAUGGUACCAGCUAGACGUACCUAUUUACUGUCUUUCCAGGGUGAGCUAAGACCAUUAAAUGAACCCGUUAGAAUACCACAUCCUUUGGAUGAUUUUAUAUUGGAUCACCUAACGGAAAUGUCUAAAGGGCCUACACAAGAUAGAUUUUUACUACAAUUUAAAUGUGUUCCUGCCACCGAGCAACAUGAUGAGAAUUCUGUAGUUGAUUGGGCUCUAUGUGGUACCGAUUCGUCGCGUAAGAAUAUUUUAAAAGAUUCAACAUUUGCUUUAAUCUUACCACCUUUGGAAAAGCGGGUAAGUUCCACUUUAAUGUUGGCACGUAUUUAUGAGGCUUUACGCUCUGGUGCCAUUCCUGUCAUAUUGGGUGCCGAUGAGGUUCGUUUGCCCUAUAGUGAAACUAUUGACUGGCGAAGAAUUGCCUUACUACUGCCCAAAGCACGCAUCACUGAAUUGCACUUCCUUUUGCGUGCCAUACAAGAUGGUGAUCUGUUGCUAAUGCGUCGUCAAGGUCGUUUAAUAUGGGAACGUUAUUUGAGUUCAGUUCAAGCUACAGUCGAUACAGUUAUAGCCAGCUUAAGAGAUCGUUUGGGUAUACCACCACGUCCGGUACCACCUGUCAUAGCACAAAGUGUUUUUAAUAAUACUUUUAUUCCAUUAAAAUCUGAUCCUCCAGUGGGCAUGGAUACAGAACCGGAGGAGUCUUUGGGACCCAUAGAACCGCCCUAUCCCAGUCCAGCUUUUAGGAGAAAUUACACUAUUUUGCGAAUGCAAUCGAGAGAGGCAUGGAAUGAUUGGGUGGAUCCAUUUUAUAUGUAUCCUCAAUUACCUUUCGAUCCUGUUUUACCUUCUGAAGCGAAAUUUCUCGGUUCCCAUAUGGGUUUUCGUCCUAUAGGCAAGGGCAGUGGUGGUGCUGGUAAAGAAUUUAGUGAAGCUUUAGGUGGCAACUACCCCCGAGAACAAUUUACCAUUGUCAUUUUAACCUAUGAAAGAGAACAGGUACUUAUGGACUCAUUGGGACGCCUCUAUGGUCUACCGUAUUUACACAAAGUUGUAGUGGUAUGGAAUUCACCUAAACCACCACUAGAUGAUUUAAGAUGGCCUGAUAUAGGCGUACCGGUAGCAGUGGUACGUGCACCACGCAAUUCUCUCAAUAAUCGUUUCUUACCUUUCGAUGUUAUUGAAACUGAAGCAGUUUUAUCUGUUGAUGAUGAUGCUCAUCUGAGACAUGAUGAAAUACUUUUUGGUUUUCGUGUUUGGCGUGAACAUCGUGAUCGUGUUGUUGGUUUUCCGGGACGUUUUCAUGCCUGGGAUUUAAAUGAUAAUCAUCAUUGGAAUUAUAAUUCAAAUUAUAGUUGUGAACUUAGUAUGGUGUUGACUGGAGCUGCUUUUAUACAUAAAUACUAUAUGUAUUUGUAUACAUAUCAUUUGCCACAAGCCAUACGUGAUAAAGUCGAUGAGUAUAUGAAUUGUGAAGAUAUUGCUAUGAAUUUCUUAGUAUCACACAUAACUAGAAAACCACCAGUGAAGGUUACCUCACGGUGGACAUUUAGAUGUCCUGGCUGUCCAGUGUCAUUGAGUGAAGAUGAUACACAUUUUCAGGAACGUCAUAAAUGUAUAAAUUUCUUUACACAAGUCUUUGGUUAUACACCUUUAUUAAAUACACAAUAUCGAGCUGAUUCGAUAUUAUUUAAGACCCGUAUACCGCAUGAUAAACAAAAAUGUUUUAAAUAUAUAUAAAUCAUAGUUAUAUAUAUAUAUACAUAUUAUAUAAAGUUAUAAUUAAAUAAUUAGUUAAUUUUAAGUCUAAAAUGCUGCUUACAAUUAAGUUUUAAAUCAUAGACAUUACUAAACAAACGAUUUUAAUUAUCAAAACAAAAAAACUAUUCUACAAUCUACAAAUAUUAUUUUUUAAGCAAAAAAGGACUGCAUUAUCAAAACAAAUAUCAUACAAAAUAAAACUAAUAAUUAAGGUGCAAUAAAUACUGAUCAACAGAUCAAAUUACAAAUUCUGACAUAAAUCUUAACUCCUAACAAAUGAGUUUCUGUUGAUCAGUGUUAAUUUUAAACAAAUUUUAUUUAUACUCAUAAAAUUUUUAAAAAUUUAAAAAAAAAAUUAUCACAAAUCCUUUUUAUUUUAUAAAAAAAAUGUGUCAUAUUAGUUUUAUU
This is a messenger RNA of Lucilia cuprina (Australian sheep blowfly), 3739 nucleotides long. It is a transcript of the gene botv, whose product is annotated as exostosin-3. The transcript has 5 exons. The record is from RefSeq and is a predicted model, not a curated record. NCBI's taxonomy places the organism in Eukaryota, Metazoa, Arthropoda, Insecta, Diptera, Calliphoridae. Gene Ontology annotation, cellular component: membrane. Gene Ontology annotation, molecular function: glycosyltransferase activity. The coding region runs from base 239 to 3310 and encodes 1023 amino acids.